Messenger RNA from Monomorium pharaonis (pharaoh ant), 3605 nucleotides. RefSeq names its product RNA-binding protein 45. The transcript is spliced from 6 exons. Gene Ontology annotation, molecular function: RNA binding. The record is from RefSeq and is a predicted model, not a curated record. The coding region runs from base 146 to 1600 and encodes 484 amino acids. Lineage: Eukaryota; Metazoa; Arthropoda; Insecta; Hymenoptera; Formicidae.
ACCCCCUCCGCGCCAGCCGGAGCCAGCGGCAUCCUCGUUCUCGCUCUUCGCGCGUCAGCCGAGCCCCGCGUAGACGGACGGCGGUAGAUCGUCCGCGCUCGCGGCAGCGCUCGCGUUCGUCGUCGUUAUUCAUCGUUUGGGUAAAAUGGCCGACCACAGGGAACGGGACUCGUAUUACUCGCAGACGGAUCUCCGCUCCAAAAAUGACGAUCCGCCGAACUCACGUCUCUUCGUCAUCUGCCACAAAAGCCUCGAGGAAGACGAUCUCAGGAAGGCAUUCGAGAAGUUCGGCAAGAUCGAGGACAUCUGGGUGGUUAAGGAUCGUAAUACGGGCGAGAAUAAAGGUGUCACAUAUAUCAAGUUCUUUAAAACGUCAGAAGCAGCGUUCGCUCUGGAAGAGAUGAAUGGCAAGAUGUUGGGCUCUGUCGGCAGACCUAUCAAAGUGAUGAUCGCUUCGAACCGGGAUCAAGGUUCUGUGCGCGAGACGAACGAAGAGGAGAGGUGGGUUCGCUUAUUCUGUGUAUUACCGAAAACAAUGACUGACAGCGAGUUGCAACAGGAGUUCUCCAAGUUCGGUGCGAUAGAGUACGCAACGGUCGUGAAGGAUCGCAGCACGAACGAGUCCAAGGGCUUCGGCUACGUAAAAUUCAAGAAGGUAUCGAGCGCAGCGCGGGCGUUCGAGGAGUGCGACAGGAAGUACAAAGCGGUGUUUGCCGAGCCGAAGAAACCGAAAUCCGAUCACAACGAUGUCAAGUACAACAAUGGGUUGUCCAGUGCCGCGUAUGACGGCACCGGCGCCAGCUAUGGUCCCACGAACUUCGGCAAGAGCAGCAUCAGCCUGGAGAUCGCGACCAACUACUCCAACUCGGAGGGCUAUACGCGUCUGCAGGUGAUCGCGCACCCGGCGCUGAAUCAAGACCAGCUAUGGAAGCUUUUUGAUAUAGUGCCUGGGAUGGAUUACUGCCACUUGAAGACCGAUGUUAGAUACAGGAUGCCGCGUGGCCAGGCGGUAGUGGUGUACAACAAUCCGAGCGCGGCGGCAUACGCGCGCGAGAAGUUCCACGGUUUUGAAUAUCCGCCUGGUCAUCGGAUGAUCGUCAAACCGGAUCUGACGAGCGCACCACCGAAGGGCGCGUCAAAACCUGGGGGGUCGACCGCCGGCAGUGUCGCCAGCGCGAGGACUGAUCUGGCGCAUUUAGCAGAGACGAUUGCUCAAGCCACCUCGUUGAUUCAAGCUGCAGGUCUGACAGCACCGAGCUUAGACCACAUAUCCGUGAAGUUACCACCUGUACAACCGAUGGCGAGUAUAGACGCUGAGGUCGCUAAGAGGUGUUUCAUCGUAUGCGGUCCACCAGUGCCACCUAUCUACGCUAUGAAGGACGCGUUCUGUAGGUUUGGAAAUCUCAUAGAUGUAUAUAUGUUACCCGGCAAGAAUUGCGGAUAUGCGAAAUAUGCCAGCGUCAGCAGCGCAAAUGAGGCGAUUGAGGUCCUACAUGGUCAGGAGAUUUGUGGAUCUCGGCUGAAAGUCCUUGAGGCGGAGGAACGAAACGUCGGUGAAGAUCGACGGAAACGAUUACGAAUGGAUGAAGAUGAGAACUGAACGUGUCCUAAUAAAAAUGCGUAUCUCACUGACUGGUAUACACAAGCCGGACGCACGCAACAAAAAGAGACGAAUUUAAAGACUACUACUCACUUGACCACAUCAAGGGCCUGCAUCCAGGGAAAACUACUCCAACUACCUACCUAUAUAUAUAUUUAACUGUUCGCUUACGUUCGCGCAGCUGCAACUCUCUACGUUACUGAAACCUUUAACUGCUACUCUACUAUUACUAUUACUUUUUAUCCUCUUACAUGGUCCGUUCACACACGAUACGUUGCGCGCGCGGACGAAAACCCAUGUUUCUGUUACUUUAAGAGGCCUGUGCGAACGGCCAUAUAUCGUUGAACGCUUGAACUCGCUAUAUCUAUGGAAAUGCUGAAAUGUAUACUUUCUUCCUUCGGAUUUUACUGGAAGACUUGGAGGAAGCAAAGUGCGCACACAUUGAUGAGAUGCACAGGUGCGAUUUAUCUCUCUAUAUAUGCGAUUUUCGCAUAUAUCACUCUAAUAUGUAUUUUUAUCCUUUCCCAAUCUUUUAGCCUCUAACUUUGCACUUUUCCGAAAUGAUUAUUUCCAGUGAUUAUUGACACAUUUUCUCGAAUGGUGAACCGUUCGAGUUGGUUUACUUGAAACAUCUUAAAUGUCUUUUUAAAUCAAUCUUCGAUGAUUCUGUGAGAAAUCCACGAAAACAAUCGUGACUCCGAUUAUCCGUUCGCAUGGGUUUUUAGGUAUAUAAAUUAUGCUUUAGGUUUAAACGAAGAGAACUUUUAUUUAUGCUUAAAUUUCUGUACUUUUCUUUUAUAGUUUACAUUGCGUGCAAGUGAAGAAAGCAAAAUAAUUUGUACUUUGCCAUUGACCACUUUUACGAUAAGUUAAAAUUAUUGUGGACAAGAGUUAUUCCAAAACAAGAGGUAUAUUGAAACAUCGCCAAAAAUUUUAUGCUGCGGUGUGGUAACAAUAUAAAAAAUUGUUAUUUGAUUAAAUAUGUCGUAUAACUUUGUUAUACUGUUUGACUAUUUGUGUAAAAUAUUUUAACUUAUUAAUGCUCUGUAAUAAAAUUGUAAGACAUUUCGAUUAAUUCGUGCCUUUUACGCACAUUACCAUUUAAAUUUUUAGUCACUAGAAAUUUAAUCCAUAAUUAUUUGUGUUUUAAAAGAGGUGUUAAGAUAUGUGUCAAGAUAUAAAAAAUAUUUUUAAAAAUAAACAAUUUAUUUAAGAGAUUUUUAAUUUAUCGAGAAAACUGAUGAUAUUUUUGAACUUUUAAUAUACAACUUAAACAUUUUUUAAAAGUGUGAGAUUAAUUAAGAGAGAGUAUCGAGUUGAUAUACGCGUCGAUGUUAAUUUACGAUUGGGUAAAAUCUUGUUUUGGAAGCGGUUAAUGUAAAAACGAAUGAAAUGUACUGGCAUGUAGACUGUUUUUCGUUCGGAAACACAACAGGGAAAAGGAGCGUAGAUUUUGUCGCUUAUGGUAAAAGAAAGAAGAUAAAAGAAAAGACGAUUUUUCGUGAUAUGCAAAAAACCGAUACCCGAUAUAUCCAUCAUUACGAAAUCAAACGACUUCAUCAUACACCCGGUGAUCGACGCACAAUAUUGAACGCUUUAUGAUGGACACACAUUUUUUGUACCACCGUGCGGUUAGACUCUCACUGUAUUGACCGGAUGAUGUCCCAGGAGACUGUAACUGUGACUUGUUUUCAUUGAUGAUAUCAAAUACAACAUGGAAUACGCAAUAAAUCCCAAAACACCAACUCUUUCACUUGAUUUUUUUUACUUUGUCGUUUAUUGUCGAUUGGAACAUUUUACGAUUUUGUCUAAUUAAUCCAUUGAUUCUGUCUGAUAAUCUGACAUAUAUUCUUCUCGAUUUCAGGAUAUCGUGAGGAUUCCACGAAGCAUUGUACCUGAAGACUGUGAUACUUCUAGCGACAUAAGAUUAUAUAAUGUUUUUACGAGAUUGUACAUAUGGGAAGAAAAAUUUUACAGAAUCUAUUAAAUUAUUAUAUUUUUAGUA